UUGCGUUUGAAGUAUUAUUAUAUUAAAAUAAAAUAUAAUAAUAGCAAUACUAAUCGAAAUCAUUCAAGUAAAAAGUGUGAGAAGCUAAAAAUGUACAAAAGCACGAAAGUAUUGGAAAAACGAGUGCUGUGUUUAUUAAGAAGAAAACAUGUUUGGACAAGGGAGAAAAUAGUUGAAUCUCCAUUUAAGAGAGUUGAUACACCAAACAUGACAUUAUGGGAAUAUAUGUGGCGGGACCUAAGCAAAUGGGAAAAGAAAGCAGCUGUUAUAUGUGGCCUUACUAAUAGGCAAUAUACUUAUUUAGAAAUAAACAAACAAUCACAAACAUUAGGUGCAAAUUUACGAAGGAAAUUUAACAUAAGAGAUGGAGAUACAGUUGCAGUUAUGCUUCCAAAUGUACCGGAAUAUCCAAUUAUAGCAUUUGGAAUACUAUCUGCCGGUGCUGUGAUAACAUCAUUCAAUCACCUUUAUACGCCUCACGAAUUGCAGUCGCUGAUAUCACUUUCAGACUCCAAAGUUAUCAUCACAUUACCUGAAUUUUCAUCGGUUAUACAAAAGGCUUUAGCUCUUGUGAAGAAAGAAAUACCAAUCAUUUGUGUGGACUAUGAACAAAGUGUUUCAAAUAAAAAUGUAUCGUAUAAAGAACUUAUAAAUGAUAGCUGUAUAGAUUUGAGUAUUUUAAAAAACGUAAGAAGGGAGCCAACAGAUGUAGCAGCACUUCUAUACUCCAGUGGAACCACUGGUCUCCCAAAAGGAGUGGAGCUUACUCAUAUGAACAUUAUUUCGAAUUCUGAACAGCAAAGCACAGAGUGUAUGAAAUAUGAACCAACAACAGAUAGCCACCAAGAUACAGCAUUGGGUAUUUUUCCUCUAUCACAUAGUUCUGGUUUCGGAAUAAACUUAUUCCAUACAUUAUCUGCUGGUGUAAAGCUAGUUCUUAUAAGGAAAUUCCAACCAGAAUCAUUUGUAGAUGUAUUGGAGAAACACCAGUUGAAUAUAUGUCUCAUGACGCCGCCAACAGUUCUAUUUUUGGGUCAAUAUCCAAAAGUGACAGCAAAACACUUACAGCAUGUAAGGUAUAUUGGUGUAGGCGCUGCACCCAUACCAAAAGCAGAUAUAGAGCGACUUUUAGUAAAAGCAAAUACAAAUAUAUACUUGGGUCAAAUUUACGGACUGACAGAAACGAGCCCUGUUGCUUCCUCAAGCCCAAUCACAUACAAUAAUAUUAUAUCGGUUGGAUUCGCCCUGCCCAAUGUCUCGUUAAGAGUGGUUGAUUCGACAAUGAACAAUUUAGGCCCAAAUAAACUGGGGGAGCUGCUUAUCAAAGGACCUAAUGUAAUGAAAGGAUAUAAGAACAAUCCAGAAGCUAAUGCUAAUGCCUUUGUUAAUGGAAAUUGGCUAAGGACUGGGGAUCUUGUGUCCAUAGAUGAAGAUGGAGCGGUAUAUGUUGCGGAUAGAAUGAGAGAUCUUAUAAAGGUUAAAGGAUUUCAAGUGGCCCCUGCUGAAUUAGAAAGCCUUAUUAAGGAGAUACCUAAAGUUCUAGACGUAGCAGUCGUUGGCAUCAAAGAUGCUAGAACUGGUGAAAGGCCAAAAGCGUUCAUAGUUAUCAAUGAUAAAGAUAUAAAGGAAGAAGAAAUUAUGAAAUAUGUCAAUGAAAAGAUUACUUCAUACAAACAUUUAAAAGAAGUGGCUUUCGUGAAAGAAAUUCCAAAGAAUGCUUCUGGAAAGAUCUUAAAACGGAUUCUCAUAAAAGAAUACUGUUUGAGUCGUUCAACUGGUGUGGUAGUGUUUGUUACUAUGUCGAGUUUAGUGCGUCAUAUUAAAACUUUUAGAAGGCUUUCUUCAAGGGCUAAUCACAUUUGGUCUACUGAUAGAGUUGUACAGUCGCCUUUCAAAAAUGUCGAUAUUCCGGACAUGCCAAUCACCGAAUAUGUUUGGAAGGACUUGGAGAGAUGGUCGAAAAAAACUGCCGUGGUUUGCGGGGUGACCGAUAGAAGUUAUACGUACGAGCAGGUAUACAGACAGAGUCAAACGUUUGGAGCCUGCUUGAGAAAGAUAUUGAAUAUCCAAAAUGAUGAUGUCGUAGCUAUUAUGAUGCCAAAUGUGCCCGAGUAUCCCACUACUGUUCUUGGCAUAUUAACAGCUGGAGCAAUUGCCACUACUGUAAACCCAAUUUAUACUGCUUAUGAACUUCAGAAACAAAUUAUUUUAUCAGGAGCAAAAAUUAUUGUGACUAUACCAGAAAUAGUACCAGUUGUUAAGGACGCUAUGAAGCUAGCAAAAGUAAAUCUACCAAUAGUUGUUAUGGAUUUAGACACAAAAUGCCCUGACGGCGCUAUUUCUUACAAAGAACUUAUGGAGUCAAAUACGGAUCUGAGUGUUUUGAGUAACGUUAAAAGAAGCGCUAAAGAUAUAAUUUGUCUGCCAUACUCUAGUGGAACAACAGGUUUACCUAAAGGUGUGGAAUGGACAAGCACGAACAUCAUAUCAAACUGUGAACAACAAAACACGGAAAUAAAGCAGCACAAUGAUACAACAGAAUCCAACCAAGACACAGUAUUGGCAAACCUUCCUAUGUUUCACGCAUAUGGAUUGAGUGUUGUGUUAUUUCACAAAUUGUCACUUGGUUUAAAGCUGGUGACGCUGCCAAGGUUCCAACCGGAGACUUUUGUAAAGGCCUUCGAAAAACACAAACUGAAUUUGUUCUUUGUGGCUCCACCUACUGUGCUAUUCAUGGGAUUCCAUUCUGAACUAACGCCUAAACACCUAGAGCAUGUGAGGACCGUCAUAGUUGGUGCAGCACCACUACCGAAACCAGAUGUUGAGAGGUUCUUGAGAAAAGUUAAUAAGAACGUACAUUUUGGUCAGGCGUAUGGUUUGACAGAAACCAGUCCAGUGGUCACCAUGUGCCCUCCGAAGUUCGACAACUACCUGUCAGUUGGAUUGCCGCUGCCGAAUAUAAAGUUGAGGAUCGUUGAUGAUAACUUGAACAACCUGGGACCAAAUGAGGUUGGUGAAUUGCUCAUACACGGUCCCAAUGUGAUGAAAGGAUAUAGACAAAACGAAGAGGCGAACAAGCAAGUCUUCGUGGAUGGAUGGUUCAGAAGCGGAGACAUGGCCAGAAUAGACGAAGAUGGAGUGGUAUACAUUGCUGAUAGAUUGAAGGAAUUGAUAAAGGUAAACGCCUAUCAAGUAGCACCAGCGGAAUUGGAAAGUAUUGUAAAGGAACAUCCAGCAGUAUUUGAUGCAGCAGUCAUAGGAGUUCCAGAUCCGAAGACAGGACAGAAACCCAAAGCUUUCAUAGUUAUGAAAGAAGGAACAAAUGUGAAAGAUCAAGAUAUAAUGGACUAUGUUAAUACAAGAGUCGCACCUUACAAGAGAAUUACACAAAUAGAAUUUAUUGACGCCAUUCCCAAAAAUCCAUCAGGGAAGAUACUUAGAAGAAUUCUAGCGCAAAAGACGUGAAAUUAGUAUUGAAGAAUUUGACAUUAAGUACGUAUAAGUAUUAAAAUGAUGCGCAUGAUAUAUAGUUUUAGGAUAAAGGUUUA
Messenger RNA from Aricia agestis (brown argus), 3548 nucleotides. RefSeq lists its product as uncharacterized. Gene Ontology annotation, molecular function: long-chain fatty acid-CoA ligase activity. Gene Ontology annotation, biological process: fatty-acyl-CoA biosynthetic process; long-chain fatty acid metabolic process. The record is from RefSeq and is a predicted model, not a curated record. Gene Ontology annotation, cellular component: mitochondrion. The transcript is spliced from 15 exons. The coding region runs from base 91 to 3465 and encodes 1124 amino acids. Lineage: Eukaryota; Metazoa; Arthropoda; Insecta; Lepidoptera; Lycaenidae.